AUGAUGGCCCCCUUACCAGCUUCACGAGUCACACCUUCCCGCACUUUUGGCCGCACGGGUGUCGACAACGCCGGGCCUUUUUCAGUACUUGCGUCAAAAGGACGAGGCAUACGCACUACGAAUAGUUACAUCGCCGUCUUCGUGUGCAUGACGGCAAAGGCCCUACACCUCGAGCUCGUCGGUGAUCUCUCCACAGCCGCCUUCCUGGGCGCUCUCGCUCGGUUCACCAGUCGUCGCGGUCAACCCUCUGAACUCUGGAGCGACAAUGCCACUUGCUUUCGCCGCGCUGAUCUGGAACUGCGCGAGGCGUUACAAAUUGCGGAGAUUGACUGGGACCUCGUUGCCGGCUUUCUCGCUUCGCAAGGUAUUGCUUGGCACUUCAUCCCCCCCGGAGCUCCACAUUUCGGCAGAUUCUGGGAAGCCGCCUUCAAGUCAGUCAAAGGCCACCUCCGACACGUAAUGGGCUCCCGUCAUCUGACCUUCAAAGAAUUCUUCACCGUACUAGUUGGGAUUGAGAUGGUGCUCAACGGAAGACCCUUGACACCGCUCUCCGGCGACCCUUCCGACCUCGAGGUACUUACACCAGGCCACUUCCUUGUUGGAGCCCCACUUGAUUCCAUCAUCCAGCCCGGGCCUCCCACUGAGAACUAG
Molecule: messenger RNA, 651 nt
Organism: Copidosoma floridanum
Lineage: Eukaryota; Metazoa; Arthropoda; Insecta; Hymenoptera; Encyrtidae
Molecular function (GO): nucleic acid binding
Source: RefSeq, a predicted model, not a curated record